AUGCCUGGUGUUCCACCCGACGCUCUUAACCAGGUCAAGAAGGGCUUCAAGCGGUUCUUCAGCCUUCGCAAGAAGGCUGCUAAGAAGACAACCGAACAGCAGGCUGAACCCGCCCCUGCUGCGACUGCUGCCCCUGUCGCUGCCGCUGCUGCGGCGGCCAGUGAGACGCCUGCCGCGAAACCCACCGCCCCCGCUGCAACCCCGGACUCUGCCCCAGAUGCUGCUAAGGUGCCUGAGGCAAAGGAUGCGAGCACGACGGAGCCUGCCGCCUCUUCUGAGAUGACAGCUACCGCCGGCCCUGUUGAGACUCAUUACGAGUCUGAGGCUGCCGCUGCCGCCCCAGCACCUGAACCUGCUGUACAGGCUGAAGCCCCUGUCGCUAAGGCCGAGGAGGCUGCUACUAAGACCGAGGCCCCUGCUACUGCGCCUGAACCCGCUGUGCAGCCCGAGGCGCCUGUUGCUAAGCCUGAGGAGGCUGCUACUAAGACCGAGGCCCCUGCUGCUGCGCCUGAGCCUGCUGUCAAGCCCGAGGAGCCCGUCACUAAGACCGAGGCCCCUGCUACCGAGGAACCCGCUGCUAAGGUCGAAGAGUCGGCUGCUCAACCCGAGGCCGCUGCUGCUGCCCCUGCAGAAGCUGCCGGUAAGACCGGUAAGUCAACUGGCUGA
This is a messenger RNA of Penicillium crustosum, 666 nucleotides long. RefSeq lists its product as uncharacterized. The transcript has 3 exons. NCBI's taxonomy places the organism in Eukaryota, Fungi, Ascomycota, Eurotiomycetes, Eurotiales, Aspergillaceae. The record is from RefSeq and is a predicted model, not a curated record. Bases 1 to 666 code for a protein of 221 amino acids.